UUUCAAUCAACUCUUCUCGAAUAAACUUCUGAGACUCCUAGGUCUGGUUCGUACUUAUGAAAGGGCCAGAGCUUGGUCAGGCCGAGUCUUGUUAUAUGCUGAAAUUCUUCAUUUUAUUCAGUAUUGAGUGGUGUUUGGUAGAAAAGUAUCCUCAUGUUUGACACGUGUGCGGUAAUUUGAUCCUUUCAAGAUAAAGUUCCUUGCAUUCCAGCUGUGGACCUCGAAUUUUCCACCUAAAGGUAUUCGAGGUCUUCCUAAACAACUAUACGCAAAAACACACUAAAAUCAAAAGACUUAAAAAUAACGAAGAGAAAGCCUUGAAUAUAACAAUGUCGUUAAUUGCUGGUGUUGUCACGCUAGUGUUUGUCAUUCAGACAGUUUCCAGUCUCCAUUGUUAUCAGUGCACUAACACAAACUCAUGGGAAGAGUGCGGGAAUAUUACAACAGAUGCAACAUGCAGCGAAGAGACAACAAGAGGACAAUGUAUGUUGCUGACGUUAAAGAUACCACAGGGAGAUCAAUAUAUUAUGAAAUACAGUCGUGGAUGCGCCAAAAUAUGUGAAAAUAUAAAUAAUCCAAAUUGUGGAAAGGAAGAGAUGACGUGCAAAGUUGAAUGUUGCCAUGGAGAUUACUGUAACCGGCUUGACUCUGACACAACAGCAAGACCUCUGGAGCCUCAAACGGAAGCCUUUUCUGGUUCGCAUAAUCACAUGCAAUUUCUUACGUAUAAACUAUUUUUUAUCGUUCUUUUUUUCGUCAUCGAGUUACUAUAAUUUUUCCCUGAUAAUAGUUUCGAGUUUUAGCUUUCUCUGAAUGUUAUCCAUAUUGCGUAUAUAAGGUAAAGUAGUGCGUAAUUCCUUCCUCACGGCCUGACGCAAGCCCAAUGAUAUGGAACAUAUAAUUUUUCCUAAUUAGCCUCGCAUUCAAGGGUUUCAGGAUAAAUAAAUGCGACUUUAAACAAACGCUGUUUUUUUAAAAGUGGGAUUAAAGCUGACUGCCGCGUCAGCGCAAAUAGCACAGAUAGACUUUUACGAGUAGCUAACUUCUUUAUUUUGAUUUUAAAACAGUCGUCUAAUCUUAAAAUAACGUUUGCUCUUGUAAUUGCUAGGAAUUGCUACUAUGAAGUCAAUAGUUCAGUAAAACCGCGGAAUCUACAACAUGCAAUAUGCUUUUUGCGUUUUUUUCUUUUUUUUUUCUUUUAAUGUUUUAUCUUUUGCCUUUUCACAGUUUAUGCAGCCUUAUUUUUCCAAGUUUUUAUUUUCUGUUGAUUUGUUCAUGGUUUUAAACCUUACUAUGUACGAGUUUAAGAUACAGUUCGUAAGUAAAGUAGAAUUUACAUUACUCAUGGUCUAUCACAAUUCCUUUGUUUUGACUGGCUGAUCUAUCGGACUCUAUUAGUGAUAAACCACUAGUAGCUACACUGAGUGCCGGUUUUGAAAACCAAAACAAUGGCGGCUAGCUCGUAUGUUUCAACCUAAUUUCAAAAUUAGUUGAAUUAAGUAUUAACGAUAAGUUGGUUUUGACCAUUCAGAUUCAAUUCUAAUUGUAAAUACUCCUGUUUGGAAUUCUCUGUUGUACAAGUUUCGUCUCAAUUUCUUAUGGAACUACUUUAAAUAAUCAUGCAUUCUAGUGAAAGUCCUUCGCCGGAAUUUCAAAGUUUUGUAUUGCUGAAGUUUGUAAAAAUGAUAAUGAAAAUGAGGCUCAGGUCAAGUGUCGACCAUUGAA
Molecule: messenger RNA, 1725 nt
Organism: Actinia tenebrosa (Australian red waratah sea anemone)
Lineage: Eukaryota; Metazoa; Cnidaria; Anthozoa; Actiniaria; Actiniidae
Source: RefSeq, a predicted model, not a curated record